AUGGCCGACACGCCAAACCGUAAUGGCGAGGACUCGAAGCCCGUCCCUGUACCCUACAAGCGCAGUCAGCGUCCAUCGUGGUCAUGCACCGAAUGCGCGCGACGAAAGAUCAAGUGCGACAAAAAGGUGCCGUGCCAAUCCUGCGUCAAGCGAGGCAGAGCCGAGCAAUGUCGCCUCGAAGGCUCGCCACUCGAAUCGGCCGGUCCUUCUUCGCUACGAGGCCUCAAGACACCCGAAGAGCAGAGCGACGAUGGCAGACCAGCCGAAGAGAGUCCAUUGCCCUCUGGCUCCCUCCGACGCUUCUCAAACGGAGCCGGUGCUCCAGCAGAGCCGAGGCUGGGUGGACUCGACGAUACCCUCUUCCGAGGACUGUCCCGACUGCAGCAGCAGCUGGAUCGCAUCGAGCGGCGCUUGGAGUACCAGUCGAAACAAGACGACAGCAUCGAGGACGUCAAGGCUCGACUCAACGACGUUGAAGACGUCAUAUCUGCGCUCGGCGAGAGGCGCGAUGCCUGGAAAGAGCCAGUAUCGGACCUGGUCACUCCCAACGCUGCGAUCUUCUCUGAUCGCACCGGCGACGACACCCGCCGCCCGGGCCGUCCUGCGGCUCCGAGCACGCCAAAUGGCAAGCUUGAUGGCGUCGGCCGAAGCCCCUCCGAAGGCGCGACAAGUCUCGCGCGUGGAGCAAAGAUAAGGAUGCCAGUGACUGAGCCGCAAGAGCGAAACGCCGAACUCGCCUCGACGGAUGCCGCCACCACGCUCGAAUUCCUCACGCUUGGCAAGGACAGGCGGCGCGAUCUCGACUUUGACGCCAGCUCCUCGGACACUGACGCAGACGCAAGCCAUCCUUAUCCGCUAGAGACAACAGCAGAUGCCAGUCAGCGACCGCUCUUCAGCAGUUCUGGCAUUCCGCACACGCAGCAGGCGGGCAGAGAUGGCCAAGCGCUUGCCGCCGAUGGCAAUCACGAUCCAGGACUGCGCAUGCUCAAGCACCUCCGGCGAGGGCUGCCGUCUUUUGUGGUCGCGCAGAUCGAAGCGCUCCUACGAUCCCAUCCCGACGAGCUCCCACCAGCCAAUUUGCUCGCGAGACCUGCCAUCAAGCCCGUCACAGACGGCAUCAAAUCUGCCAAGCUAUCACCCUCUGCCAUCCGUGGCAUUGUGGGCAUUGCCAAAGAGAUCGGAGCCUGGCAACACUGCUGCGUGCACUUUCCCACCUUUGAACGUGAGGUGGAGGCCUUCUUGGCCAUCGCCGUGUCUGGCUCUCUCAAUGGACAAGGCUCGGACUUUGAGGGGUUUCGUGCCAUCGACCCAGCAUGGCUCUCCCUCUUCUACGUCCUUUGCAGCAUCGCCGUCCACCAAAUGUCAGAAGAGGAGGGGUCUCAUUGCGGCGUGGGCGCCGAGGUGGAAAGGAUGCAGCUUGCGUCGAUCAUGCUGCACGCUGCCAUGGAGUCGCUCUCACUCGCCGACUACCUGGUCAAGCCUUCGGCGUACUGCUGCCAGACAAUCGCCAUUCUUUGCGUGGCGGGACACAACAUCUGCGGCAGCGAUCUUUUGACGUCUCUACUAGCGAUCGGCAUCAAGACGGGCCAAACGUUGGGACUACAUGCGCUCGGUCGUUCGGCAAGAUUUCUGGAGGCAUGUGCGGCCCAGCGUAGCCAGGUCCUGAAGCGUGCGGGCAUCCAAUGCGACGACUCCGGCUCGUGCCGGCUCCCCGACGAAUCGCCACGGCAGUUUGCCAUUUGGAGGAAGCGCAUCAUCGACCUCGAAGUUGGCAAGCGCGUCUGGUGGGCUUUCACCCAGCAGGACUACUUUGCCAUUCCAUUCAGCGGCUGCUUCUCAAUCGUCGAAGGGCAGUACGAUACACCGCUGCCUCACAACUGCUCGGACGAGGAUCUCGAAGAGGGCCGCUUGAUCAAUCGCGAGGUCAACGUCCUGACCGUGGCAUCAAAACAACGCUUCACCUGCCACGUCGCCAAGAUCGUCUGCGACUUCUUCGAAGACCUCAACAAGGCACGAGGCGUUCCAUCGCUAUCUUUGGUCCGUCAUCACGAAGCCAGGCUGCGGUUCGUGACGGAUCGUUUCAAAGCGUGCCUCGAUCCAACCAGAUCUGCAUCGGGGCAAGGUAGCCAUGGCAAUCUGCCGAGCUUUACCACCGUGCUGCAGCACUACCUCUUUAUCUCGGUACAGCACAAGAUCCUGGUGAUGCACCGAGCCUUUCUCUCUCGCGACGUCUCGGAGCACGAGCGAGAACAGUCUCACUCUGCCUCGAUCGAGACGGCUCGUGGGGUCUUGCACGAACUCGAGCGUGGUCUCGGCCUCAACGCUGAUGACGACGAUCGACCGCAGCUCGAUCUGCAGUCGCGCGUUCACGGCGGCGCACUCUGGACCAUUCCGUACCACUCAGUGGCGGCAGCGACCAUCUUGGCCUUGGACAUGUUCAAGCCGGCGUCGCACGCACCGCAUCGCGCCAAGAGGCGGCACGAGGUCAAAUGCGCGCUCGAAGCGCUCAGCCGCUUCACACGCAAGAGCGCCAUUGCUCGUCGAGGAUGUCAGCUGCUCGCCGAUCUGCUGGAAGAGGGUGAGCGCUACGAUCAGCGCCCGAGGGAGCCGAGGAAGCGCAAGGCGACCGAUGGCGUAGAUUCGGUGCUCAAACGAAUUCGACUGCCAGAAGGCGAAGGGGACUCGCCACAGAUGCCCGAUACGGAUUCGCGCACCGAUAUGCCGUCGAAUGCAAGGUCACCACAGGAGCACGCUGUGAAUCCUGCGCUUGCACAUGCGCACACAGAAAAGGCUUUGGAAGCCAGUUGGUUUUCGCAUUUCAACCACGCUUCUGUGCGCUCUAACGUGUCUUCAGCACUAGCCGAAGGCACCUCGCCCGAUGCGGAGCGGGGCGGCCUACUUCCGGCUGCCUCCUUCGGCUACGGCUCGAGCAACUUCAAUCCUCUGGCGGGCAACUCGACGAGUCGCGCGGGCAAGAAUGCGUCGUUCCAUCCGAGCGAUGCAACCAACUCGCUCUCGAGCAUGUUCAUGUCGUACGCGAGUCCCGGCGGCAUCAACGAUCCGUUUAGCGCUCUCAACGGCCACCGCACCACCAAUGGUGACGACGGUCGAGGACCAGCAAGACGAUUGGAUUUGCCUGUCACCGGAGACUUUAGUUCGCCCAUGCCGACCUGGCCGAUCAAUCAGCCAGAUGCGUCGCUGGAGAACGGAAUGCAGGGCAACAUUCCAGGCAUGAAUCUCAACAUGCCGCAGCAGCAGCUUGCGCACAUCCUGCCUGCGCUCGAAUCCAUGCCCGACGUGUGGAAGCUGUUCGACGGCACGCUGGGGCAGAAUCUGGUGGCGUUUGAAGAGAGUGGGUUCUGA
Messenger RNA from Moesziomyces antarcticus, 3363 nucleotides. Its product is annotated as Zn2Cys6 binuclear cluster domain-containing protein. Gene Ontology annotation, biological process: regulation of DNA-templated transcription. Gene Ontology annotation, molecular function: DNA-binding transcription factor activity, RNA polymerase II-specific; zinc ion binding. Bases 1 to 3363 code for a protein of 1120 amino acids. The transcript has a single exon. Lineage: Eukaryota; Fungi; Basidiomycota; Ustilaginomycetes; Ustilaginales; Ustilaginaceae. The record is from RefSeq and is a predicted model, not a curated record.